Messenger RNA from Aspergillus fumigatus Af293, 1059 nucleotides. RefSeq lists its product as uncharacterized. The record is from RefSeq and is a predicted model, not a curated record. Lineage: Eukaryota; Fungi; Ascomycota; Eurotiomycetes; Eurotiales; Aspergillaceae.
AUGUCCAGUCAGAACGACCCUAGCCGACCUGAUGAGGGUAGGCAGGAUGGUUUCAGCAAGUAUUUGAAGCGCAUGAAAACGAUCUUAAAAAGAGGUCCAACUGCAAGGAGUUCGAUAUCAAAUAUGCAGGAGAUUACUGAACGACCAGAACCGAGCCAAGUUGCCUCUCCCAGGCCUACCCCCGCCCCAGCGCAGAAGCCCACUGCCAAACCAACUACUCAGCCGACCGUGGUUACGCACUGGAGCGCCAUCCAAGAAGAGAAGGCUCGCGCCCUUUUCGCCAAGUAUGGGCUGACGCUUGAGUCUGGAGAGUGGAGAUCGUCGAGCGACAUGACUGUCCAGCGCGUUGCCAAGCCGAUUCGUAUGAGAGUUCGUCGCACUUGUCAUCGAUGCGAAACUACCUUUGGGCCCGACAAGGUGUGCGUCAAUUGCCAGCAUAUUCGGUGCACCAAGUGUCCGCGCCACACCUCCACCAAACCCAAGGAUCAGGCGCAAAAUGCUCUCGAGGCUAUCCGCGCAGCGCAAGGACAUGAGCCACCUCGACACAUGAGCAAGGAAUCACAACUCGCCAUUCCUUCUCGCACUGGUGGCCAAGACCUCGUCCUCAAACCGAUUCGGCAGAGAGUCCGGCGAACUUGUCAUCGUUGUAAUACUAUGUUUCCUAACAAAGACGUGACGGAAUGCCCUACUUGCAGACACGUACGAUGCAAGAAAUGCCCUCGAGAACCGUAUGCGAGCAUAGUUCAACAACUUGAUAAUAAUCAGCUGAUAAAGGCUAGGUCCAAACCGCAUAAAUACCCGGACGGCUAUCCUGGAGAUGCAGAACCUCCGCCAGAACCGCCUGCACGAACCUGGAAGAAACCACGACAAAGGGUGCACUACACUUGUCACAUAUGUUCUACGCCGUAUCGAUCUCGGGAGACGACCUGCUCGAAUUGCGGCCAGGAGAAGGGAUCGGAGACUAUACGAGACCCGCCGAAAAAAAAUAAACCGGAGCUAGACCCAGAGAAUUUAAGGCGGGUGGAGGAACGACUAGCAAACAUGAGCGCUACCACGUAA